CUGGUGGAUGUAGGAGGACGCACGGAGGGAGGGGAGCGGUGAGGAUAAAUGCACUCUUUCAUUUCAAAGUGAGAGAAAUUCGUUGCUGCAGGCACAUAUACACAGCGACAGGAGCGCACGGGAAACGACGGUUUUGUUGUUAAUUUGAGAAAGUAAGCGGGGACCACCAUGGAUGCGACCAUAUCAGAGAGACAGAGCACAAUAACUCACCAAAAAAUGUAAGGACUGAUGAGCGCAGUCACAGGAGAGUUUGAACUUCAAAGACGCGCUCCGGAGUCCGGAGGGACAAAUCUCGCCGCUGAAUGACUGUUUGAGAAGGUGUUACACAUUUGUAAUGGUUUAAUGACUGUGAACUGCGGCCUCUUGUUGGAUGGGACAGGUGCAGAUAUUUUCACGGCUAAGGCAUGGGUCAUUGAGGUGGCAGUGAAGCAGUUUUUCCUGACCAUAAAAAGACAUUUUCGUGCACUUUAGAAUAAGACUUAAGAUGCACAGAUCGUUCUCUUGUUGAAUUGGUUUAUUUAUUUUUUAUUUUUUGUAUAUAUAAAUACUUGAGACGACUUUUGUAAAGGAACCAGCCCUGAAAUGAGCCCCACACACGAACAGGCGAUAUGCCAGUGCUGCACCGUUUGACCGGAUUUUACGCAUCUCUUGGGAAAAGGGAGAGCUGAAAAACGCACGCGUGUUUACGUGGGUGCAAUGUGGACAUCGACGCACUGCAUUUUCACCAGCUCAGAACAAAUCAAUUUGUGAACAAACAAGGAGAAAAGUUAAAAAAGGAAAAGAAAAGGAAAGAAAAAACAAAGAGACUGUUUUUAGUAGACUUCAUAAAUGGAGCUUCGUAAAUACCUGCUGUGCCUGGAGUUUAUCCUCCUCCUAAAAGAAUUGUGUCAGUGUUUCAACAUAGAUGUGAAGAAUCCACGCAUCUUCACUGGUCCAGAGGACGCUCUGUUUGGUUUCUCUGUCCUACAGCAUGAUGCGGACGGGGAGAAAUCGAUGCUGGUUGGUGCUCCCUGGGACGGGCCGCCCAACAACAGAAAAGGAGACGUGUACAAAUGUGUUGUGGGCGAGGAGAAGAACUCAACCUGCAUCAAAGUAAAUCUAGGAGAAACCGCUCUCAAGAACGUUUCUAAAAAUCUGAGGAACUCUCAUCUUGGAAUGACCCUCACGCCAGACUCACCCGACGGCUUCCUGGCAUGUGCCCCUCUGUGGUCCCAGGAGUGCGGUACAUCUAUGUUCGCCAAAGGCAUCUGCGCCUCUGUCAGCGAUGACCUAGAACCAAGAGAGACCAUCGCGCCAACAGCGCAAAGGUGCUCCACAUACAUGGACAUCGUGAUCGUGCUGGAUGGCUCCAACAGUAUCUACCCUUGGUUUGAGGUCCAGAACUUCCUGAGCAACAUCCUCAGCAAGUUCCACAUCAGCCCCGACCAAAUGCAGGUUGGUAUAUUGCAGUAUGGGGAGGUGGCAGUUCACGAGUGGUCUCUGAAGGACUAUCAGACCACAAAAGAUGUGGUGGAGGCCGCCAAGAACAUCAGCCGGCAGGAGGGCAGAGAGACGCGCACUGCUUACGCCAUACAAAUGGCCUGCACAGAAGGGUUCAGUGCCGAGCGUGGCGCGAGGGAGGGCGCCACCAAGGUGAUGAUCGUGGUGACGGACGGAGAGUCACAUGACGGAGAUGAGCUCCCUGAUGCUCUUUUAGAGUGCGAGGACAGAAACAUCACCAGAUACGCCAUCGCCGUUCUGGGUCAUUACAUCCGCAGGCAGCAGGACCCUGAGACGUUCAUUAACGAGAUCAAGUACAUCGCCAGCGACCCUGACGAUAAAUACUUUUUCAAUGUGACAGAUGAAGCUGCGCUUAAUGACAUUGUGGAUGCCCUGGGAGACCGCAUCUUUACUCUGGAAGGUACGCUGGGCUCCAACCAGAGCUCAUUCCACAUGGAGAUGUCCCAGAUCGGAUUCUCCACACACACACUGGAUGACGGCAUUCUGUUUGGCAUGGUGGGCGCCUAUGACUGGGACGGCGGGGUGUUGAAGAAAGGGUCUGACACACAAAUCAUGCCGCCCAGAGAGGCCUUUGAAAGCGAGUUUCCGCUGGAGCUCAAAAAUCAUGCUGCUUAUUUAGGUUACACAGUGUCGUCUGUGACAGUUGGUGACUGGAAGAGACUGUAUUUAGCUGGAGCUCCACGAUUUAAACACAAAGGCAAAGUGAUCCUGUUUGAACUCAGCAACGAAGGCGAUGUCAACAUUGUUCAAGCCCUCAACGGAGAACAGAUUGGCUCUUACUAUGGCAGCGAAGUGUGUGUCCUGGAUGUCGACCAGGAUGGCAUCACUGAUGUCCUUCUGGUUGCUGCUCCAAUGUACCUUGGCUCAGGAAACAAGGAGGCUGGUAGAGUCUACAUCUACACCCUCAGUGGGGAAGACAUCUUCGUAUCUAAUGGUACUCUGAAGUCAGAGGAAAAGUCACAGGAUGCCAGGUUCGGUUACGCAAUGGCAGCCUCUCCAGAUCUGAACCAUGACGGUUUCACUGAUUUGCUGGUGGGAGCCCCGCUGGAGGAUGAACACCAGGGGGCCAUCUAUGUUUACCACGGCGACGGUAUUUACAUCAACCACGAUUACAAGCAGCGUAUACCAGGGUCAUUGAUUUCCCCCUCCCUGCAGUAUUUUGGCCGCAGUGUGAGCGCUCGCCUGGACUUGGAUGGAGAUGACCUCAUAGACUUGGCAGUGGGCGCACAAGGCAGCGCUGUGCUGCUCAGCUCUCGAAGCAUUGUCCAGAUCAAUGUGAGUCUGUCCUUCCAGCCGCACUCUAUUAACGUCAUUCAGAAGACCUGCCAGAGGGGAGGCAGAGAAUCAGCCUGCCUUAAUGCGACUGCCUGCUUUACGGUCAUCUCCCGCUCGCCUGGAUCACACACUGGUUUUGAUUUGUGGGUGUCGGCCAUGUUGGAUGACAGGAAAUCGUCAGCACGGGCACUGUUUGACGAAAGCUCCCACAGACAGACCCAGAAAACAGUCUCUGUUUUCAUAGAACAGACUGUCUGUUAUACCCUUCCCUUCCAUGUAUAUGACACGGCGGAUUACAUUCGUCCCAUCAGCUUCUUGCUGCGAUUUAAGAUCAACGACACGGAGAGUGGACCGGUGCUGGAUGAAGGAUGGCCAACUACUGUCAAGAAAUAUAUCCCUUUCUUUAAAGACUGCGGCGAGGAUGAUGUGUGCACAACAGACCUGGUGCUGCAGGCCAACAUGGACAUCUCUGGGACGAGACAGAAGCCGUAUGUGAUCCGCAGCCCUCGUAGGCGUCUGGCAGUGGAGGUGCAGCUCCAGAACAGACUGGAAAACGCCUACAACACCAGUCUGACGCUGCAGUAUUCCCGCAAUCUCCACUUCUCCAGCCUAGCCAUUAAGGAGGACGCCAACUUUAAGAUCGAGUGUACAGCAGUUGGUGCCAACAGCCACUCAUGUAAUGUCAGUUAUCCAGUAUUCCGCUCGCAGUCAAAGGUUAACUUCAUGUUGGAGUUUGAGUUCAGCUGCACAUCUCUGCAAAGUCGAGUCCAAAUGAAGCUGAACGCUGCCAGCGAUAGCAUGGAGAGACCGGAUACACUGGGGGAUAACAGCGUGCAGCUGCAGAGUUUCGUCCAGUAUGAACCAGACCUGUUUGUUAGCAGUGAUACAAAUUUAAACCGCUACGAGGUGCAUCCUACUCGUACAGCGUCAGAGGCGAUUGGACCAGAAUUCUACACAUACCUUAAGCUGCAGAAUCUCGGCUGCUACUCUGUGAGUAAUCUGGAGCUGCGCUUGCAUGUGCCCUCUGUGGCUGCAGGAGACAGAGUCUUCAUGACUGUCACCGAUGUCUCCUUAGACAGCGCAGACAAUGCCACAAGAGUGAACUGCAGUGUGCUGAGCGACCUGGCCCAGCUGAAGGCCAGACAGAGAGACGUGCGCCCUCUUCAUCCCGAAGACAUGAUGCAGAAUGACAUACUGAACUGCAGCAGGUCGUGGUGCACAGAGGUCAGGUGUGAAGUUCAGCAGCUUCUGAAAGGGGAGACGGCGAACAUUCGCGUCAGCCGGCGAGUUCACGAUGACUUUUUCAGAAAAGCCAAAUAUAAGUCGGCGAGGAUAAUAAGUGCCUAUCGCCUCACAGCUAAGGAGACUAACCUGAUCACUCUGGGAACAGGAACAGUCUGGAGGGAGACUGUGCUGGAGGUGCUGAAGGGGCGAGCUAUUCCCAUUUCGCUCUGGAUUCUGAUUGGUAGCAUCAUAGGGGGUUUGCUGCUCCUGGCCCUCAUUAUUUUCAUACUGUGGAAGCUUGGAUUCUUCGCACGCAAACUCAGAGAGGACGAAAGCCACGAGGACUGAACUUUGGAUGCCAAGACAGCGAUGAUUUGUUAUGACUACCAGAUGAGUAGGGUGUGCAUCCAGGCACGGAGACAGUCCUGGGAGACACAGACGCAGGGACCUCCAGGACCAAAGAGAGUAUCACGAGGGUCCAACAGACACAAACUACCCACUAUUUUCAGGGUCGGGGGCACUUAUGUAAAUAAUGUUUUUCUAACUUUAAGGGAAAGUGUAUUAAAACCACAAUUCUUCUAUUUAACUUACAGAAAUGUUCUUGGUUUUAUAUUUCAAACAAUCACUUGGUCCUACAGUUCACGUGUCCUUUAAUGAAAUUAAAACUGUUCAAAGA
Molecule: messenger RNA, 4675 nt
Organism: Mugil cephalus (flathead mullet)
Lineage: Eukaryota; Metazoa; Chordata; Actinopteri; Mugiliformes; Mugilidae
Gene: itga10
Product: integrin, alpha 10
Exons: 30
Coding region: 829-4347 (1172 amino acids)
Biological process (GO): cell-matrix adhesion; cell adhesion mediated by integrin; integrin-mediated signaling pathway
Cellular component (GO): external side of plasma membrane; integrin complex
Molecular function (GO): integrin binding
Source: RefSeq, a predicted model, not a curated record